AUGGCAAAUAAAAUAAUCCAUACAAUUGUUGAUCAGAUUAAAAAAUGCAAAUGCUUUUCAUUGAUUAUUGAUUUCACACCUGAUAUAACACAUAUAGAUCAACUGUCUUUUAUUGUACGGUAUAAAUAUGAAGGUAUUCCUAUUAAGCGUUUCAUUCAAUUUAUACCUAGUUGUGGACAUAAAGCUAACGAUAUGAAAAAAGCCGUUUUAGACAGGUUGGAAAGCCUUGAUAUUAAUAUAAAUGAUUGCAGAGACCAGGCUUACGAUACUGCUAAUAAUAUGUCUGGACAUUAUAACGGAUUACAGGCAAAAAUAAAAGAAUUAAAUCCCCUUGCUGUAUAUAGACCAUGUGCGGCGCAUUCAUUAAAUUUAGUUGGUACUCAUGCUGUGCGAUGUUCUAAUGAAGCUGCUCAAUUUUUUCCUCGUUCUGAAUCAAAAGGACUAAAACGUCUUUUAGGAACUCGAUGGUCAUCAAGAGAUGAUGCUUGUGUGAGUUUAAAUGAUUCGUGGGAUGAGAUAUUAAAAACUUUAAGUUUACUUGAAAAUUACCAUAAUGAACCAGCUGAAACUCGAAAAGAAGUCUCUGGAUUGCGUAAGAAAUUUGAAAAAUUCGAGACAACGUUUAUGGCUAUAUUUUGA
Molecule: messenger RNA, 639 nt
Organism: Sipha flava (yellow sugarcane aphid)
Lineage: Eukaryota; Metazoa; Arthropoda; Insecta; Hemiptera; Aphididae
Product: zinc finger MYM-type protein 1-like
Exons: 2
Coding region: 1-639 (212 amino acids)
Source: RefSeq, a predicted model, not a curated record